AUGGAGCCACAUGUUGGAUUUUCAAGCUAUGACGUGUUUAUCAAUUUUAGAGGGGAAGACACCCGCAAUAAAUUUGUUGGCCACCUUCACGGAGCUCUAAAGUAUCGUGGAAUCCAUGCUUUCAUUGACAGCAAAGGUCUGUGGAAAGGAGAUGAUAUUGGGCUGGAUCUUCUCAGAGCUAUAGAAGGCUCCAAGCUCUCAAUUGCUAUCUUCAGUGAAAGAUACGCAGAAAGCAAAUGGUGCCUUUGGGACCUCGCUCACAUACUGGAAUACAGUCAAAUCAUUUUCCCCAUUUUCUUCAAGAUUAAGACAUCAGACGUUAAGAAUCAGACUGGAAGUUUUGAGAUUUCACCGCAGAGAUAUGGCAACGAGGUGCCCGAAACUUUGCGGAGAUGGAAGGACUCUUUACGAGCGAUAGGAGAUAAAAAUGGAUGGGUUUUUGAAGAUGGGGAUGAAUCAGAGUUAGUGAGGUCAGUUGUUCAAAAUGCAUGGAUCCGAUUGAAUAUGAUCCCCUUAAUUGGUGUUAAACACCCUAUUGGAUUGGAAGCCCGCAUAGAUUCUCUUUCAAUUGACAUAGCACGCACUACAGGAGGACUACCCUUACCCUUGGAGGUUUUGGGUUCUGGUCUAUCUAUCAAAAAAGAUAAAGAAGUAUGGAAAAGCAUGCAUCAUAUAUUGGAACAAAUUCCUCAUAAUAAUGUCUAUGGAAAGUUAAAGAUAAGCUACGAUAAUCUGCAAGAUGAUAUUGAGAAAGCUAUGUUUCUUGAUGCUGCCUGCUUUUUCAUAGGAUGGGAGGAAGAAACAGUAAUUUCAAUAUGGGAAGCUUGUGGCUUUGAACCGAAAUACCGUAUAGAAGUUCUCAAUAGAAAAUCCCUCUUAAAGACUGAUUUAAGAUAUGGCUUGUUUAGAAAAGCUUGGAACAAUGGGCUUGAAAAUAAGAUGUUUCAACAAUUGAAAAUUCUUAAACUCAGUUGUUGUUUCCCUCUGUCUGAGUCUCCCAACUUCUCAUGUGUUCCUCACUUAGAGAGGUUGUAUCUUGAUGAUUGCUCAUAUUUGAUUAGUUUAGAUGAAUCUAUUGGGGGGCUCCAACAGCUCGCUUACUUGAACUUGGGAUGGUGCUAUUCUCUUAAAACACUCCCAAACAGUGUAUGUAGGUUGAGUUCUCUCGAGAAGCUUAUUCUCACUCACUGCACUUCUCUCAAUGAGUUGCCUGGAUCUAUUGGUGAUCUAAAAGAAUCUUUAGUUGAGCUUUCCUUGGACAGGACAAAUAUUAAAGCAUUGUCUAACAGUGUUGGACUAUUAAAAAAGCUGGAGGUAUUGGAUCUUUCGCUCUGCCAUGGGCUAGUGGGUCUGCCAAGGUCUCUAGAGAAUAUGACAUCUUUGCGUUACAUUGACCUUAGUGGACGUGACAAGCUUCCAUACAUAUCAAUGCUGCCCUCGAGUUUAAUUGAACUUCGUUUUCGUUGCAAAUCAUUGGUAAGUUUCCCAGACAUGCGAAAUAUGAGAAAGUUGCAGUUAUUAUGCCUUAAAGAUUUUUGUGUAAAGGGCGAAGCUGUUCAGAGGAUUCAAGAGGACAAUUCACUCUGA
Messenger RNA from Macadamia integrifolia, 1587 nucleotides. Its product is annotated as disease resistance protein Roq1-like. Bases 1 to 1587 code for a protein of 528 amino acids. The record is from RefSeq and is a predicted model, not a curated record. The transcript has 5 exons. Gene Ontology annotation, biological process: signal transduction; defense response. Lineage: Eukaryota; Viridiplantae; Streptophyta; Magnoliopsida; Proteales; Proteaceae.